AUGCGUUAUACUUUGCUUAUAUUUUUAAGUUUUAUUAUAUUUGUAUAUGGUCAGACAAUAAACAAUAUUCGUCUCAGCGACCACACGACCUACAUCGUAGACCUGGUCCAGAAAACGGUGGACCGCGCUCAGAAACACAACUGGAGUAGUCUCAAAGUUGAAGAUGUCGUUUUGGAUAUUAACGAAGAAGUUCUAAACAAAACAGUGAGGGGUACAGUAACAUUAAAAAAUGGAUUUGUCGUGUCUAUGCAGAACCUGGCUUUGAUCCAACACACUGUUCAGCAAGUUUGGUUAUACACCAGAAGCACUAACUUAACGAACUUGGAACUUCGGAGUACUAUGGUCAUGCACGGUGUGACGAUUGGGUAUGAAUUAGAUGGCGUUUUCGAGGACCGAAAGUAUCACAACACUGGUACCAUUACGUAUCCAACGAUUCAGUUUCAAAUUGCGCUAAUCAAAAACCUCUACACUGAUGAGCUAUCGUCAAGAGUUGUUCCACUUCUACCCAGAACCACAAAUCGUAUGCAGUUUUUGCCCCAGGACGAGUAUGGACAAAUUCUUAGUUAUUUGUAUGAUUGGAACAGCACGUUUACAAGUGUAAGUACUUGGGCGAACGACGUCUUCGCUCCCAUCGCACUAGAUCUCGCUAAAACAGAGCACCCUAUACCAAGCUUCUGCUACGAUUGUCCUGGGUGGAAGCCCAAUUCGACAUUGCACUUAAAAACUAACAUUGAAAUAUAG
Leptosia nina is the source of this 741-nucleotide messenger RNA. Lineage: Eukaryota; Metazoa; Arthropoda; Insecta; Lepidoptera; Pieridae. The record is from the annotation of a GenBank genome assembly.